Dictyostelium purpureum is the source of this 4218-nucleotide messenger RNA. RefSeq lists its product as uncharacterized. The record is from RefSeq and is a predicted model, not a curated record. The transcript is spliced from 7 exons. Bases 1 to 4218 code for a protein of 1405 amino acids. Lineage: Eukaryota; Evosea; Eumycetozoa; Dictyosteliales; Dictyosteliaceae.
AUGGGAAUAAAAAAAAAUAUUAUUUCCUUUUCACUAUUUAUUUAUUUAAUAUGUAUUUUUAGUUUUUCAACAGUAAAAUCCGAAAAUGUAUUGGGUGAAAUCGAAAUAUCAGAAACUUAUUCCAUUGAUUCAAGUGCUUUAAAUGGUAACUUUUAUUAUAAAUCCGAUUCAAGUAUAACAAAACCAAAGUUAGUUGUUACAUUGUUAAAAGGUGAAGUUGAUGAUAUCACUGAUAUUGCCAGAGAAAAUAAAGAUAAAAACUCAGUUUCUUUUGGUGAUUUUACUCAUAUUUCAUCAACCAAUCAAGUUAAUGUUAUUGGAAUCAAGAGUAUUAUUGCAAUGGCAAUUGGUUUAUUAUCACUUGGCUUUAUUUCAAAAAAAUCACAUGGAGGCAAUGUUUCAUAUAUUGUAUUUGGUGUUGUAUUUGUAGGAAUGGUUUUAAUUGGAGUUUCAAAUUCAUUAACAAUUUCAGAUAUUUCAGUUAAAGUUGAAAUUACUGUACCAACAAAUUUUAAAUUUGAAUCAUUGACCUUAAAAGUAGGUUCAGGUUCAUCUAAUAUUGUUGGUUUAUUUUCAAAAUCAAUUAAAGUCGAUGCUUGUUCAACCAAUUCAAUCGAUAAACAUCAAGUAGCUUUAGAUUAUUUAUCAAUUUCCUCAUCAUUGGAUAUUUGUAGUAAUGGCAAUAUUAAUAUUUACAAUUUAAUACUACUAGAUAAAAGUAGCAUUACUUUAGAAACAACUUCAGAUAUUAAUUUAAAUUUUUAUAAUGGUUUCACUGGUUCAGUUAAUAUUAAUUCUACCAAAUUAAAUAUUGAUAGUGGAUGUGAUUUAAAUACCAAUGGAAGAAUUUCUAAUGGCAUUUGUAAAAAUGGUGAUGCUUCACAAUUAGUUAUCAAAAAUUCAAACACUGCAAGUAUUAAAAAUGUAGCCGAAACUUGCCCAGUAGAUCCAAAAUGGAGACCAACUCCAGCAUCAGGUUCAAUAUCUUCACCACCAAUAUCUACUACUCAAGAUGCAGUCGAUACUAAAUAUAAUGGAGCUGACUUUUCUUUCAUGGGUCUAUAUGGCUAUUCAGAUAAAAGUAUUCUUGCUGGUCCAAUUCCAAACUCAUUUACAUUAUUUUUUGAAUCUUGGGGUCCAGAAUCAAACUGGCUCGUAUCAAAGAUCCCAACACCAGUUCUCAGAAAGAAUAUAAACUAUCAAUUAUCAUUCGGUUUCAAACUUGCCUUACCUCUCUUUGAAUAUAAUAAUGUUUCAAAUAUUACAGUUUCUUUUUAUAAUAUUGGUGACAUCCCAGAUCCAAAUAGUAGUGAUAGAUAUUUCAUCGACUAUGAAAAUCCAGAUCCAAUCUACACUAAAGUUUUUAGUUCUUCUCUUGGUGACUUUACCUCCUCGACUGAAUUUAAGCAAAAUAAAUUCACUUUUAAUCCAUCAGUAGAUAUUGGUAGAUCUAUAUUUGCAAUCAGAAUUAAUAAAACCGAAUUGGGUGGACCAGAUGGCCAUGUUGUUUCCAUCUCUGAUUUGAAAUUAACAAUCCCAUCAAAAACUAUUACAACUCCAACUCUUUUAAAUAAAGAUUCAGAAUUAAUUACAAUCGGUAAACCAUCAACAUCACUCGAACCACAAGACCCAUCAACAUGUCCAUAUUUAGCAAAUGAUAUUGUUCACUGGCAUGAUCUUUCAAUUUGGGGCGGUUCACCUCCAUCUCCAUUAUCUGAAAUAACUUUACCAGCUAAUAAAAAAGUGCUAAUCUCACAAUGUUCAAUUUCACAAGAUAAUAUCUACAAGAAAAUUAUAAUCCCAGCAACAUCAGAGUUAAUUUUUGCUGAUUCAAAUAUAACAAUGCAUGUUCAAGAUAUUUAUGUCCAAGGUAAAUUAACAAUGGGAACAAAAACUUGUCGUUAUAAUUCAUAUAUCAACAUUAUUUUCCAUGGCUCAAAGACUACCUCUGAUACCAUUGCUCAAUACUAUGGCAGUAAGGGUAUUGCUGUUGCUUCUGGUGGUUUUAUUAGUGUUCAAGGUAAACAAUAUCAUUAUACCUGGACCAAAUUAGCAGCAACUGCUUGGUCUGGUGAUAAUGUAAUCUACAUUCAAGAUUCUGUCAAUUGGGAGGUAGGUCAACAAGUUGUAAUUACAACUAGUAUCUAUGAAGAUUUAAUCGAAAACCAAAAUGAAGUUAAAACCAUUUUGGCUAUUGAUGGAAAGAGAAUUCAAUUUACUGAACCAUUACAAUUUUAUCAUUAUGGUGGUCAAGAGUAUCAAGCUGAAGUUGGUUUACUUUCAAGAAGAAUAGUUUUCAGAGGCGAUGAUGAUUCAUCAAGUAAAGAUCAAUUUGGUGGCCAUGUUUUAGUCAAUGGCGAAGGUCAGUUUAGUGGUCUUCAAUUAAUUAAAAUGGGUCAAACAAAUAUUAAAGCUCGUUAUCCACUUCAUUUCCAUUUAGCAAAUGAAGUAAAGAACUCUUAUAUUACUGAUUGUUCCGUUGUUCAUUCUUUCUAUAGAUGCUAUACUAUACAUGGAACUAAUAAUUUAACAGUCGAAAGAAAUGUUGCUUUCAAUGCUACCGGUCAUUGUUAUUAUUUAGAAGAUGGUGUUGAGCAAUUUAAUAGAAUUAACUAUAAUUUGGGUGCAUAUGUACAUACAAUUGGUCCACCAGCCGCAGGUGCUGAACAAACAGGUCAAAUCUUUACUCAAAAUGAUGGUCUUACACAACCAGCUGAUUCAGCUGCUGGUUGCUUCUAUAUCACCAAUGCUUGGAAUGAUUUUAUUGGUAAUGCUGCAAGUGGUGGUUGGACUGGUUUCGCUUUUCCAAAUUUGGAUAGACCAAUUGGUAAUCAUCGUAAUAUUGAUAUGGUUCCAAAACAAUUUGCUAUUAAAACUUUUGAAGGAAAUACAGCACAUUCUAGUGGAUAUUUCUGGUCAUCAGGUUCAUCUAUUUAUGUUGGUGCAAAUUUAACUGUAAUUGAUAGUUCAACUGGUUUACUUCAAUAUAACAGUGGUCGUUUCGCAAGAUCAACCUAUAAAGAUGGAAUUGCAGAUGAAAAAAACGAAGUUUGGAUGAGAUAUAAUAAUACAAAGAUUUAUUUAUCAAAUCGUGGUGUUGGUCAUUGGGGUGAACGUGUCGAAGUUGUUGGAUUGGAAGCUUAUGAUUCAAAUCGUCCAGGUACAUUAUUUGGUGAUGCAUGGUUAGAUACAGCUAUUGUCAAUGGUCAAACAGGCAGUUUAGUCUCAAAAUCAAGAACAGGUAGACAAGGUUUCCAAUUUUAUGAUACCUAUGUACAAACUAUUCUUUCAAAUGUUGUUUUUAGAAACUUUUAUAAAUUGAACAGCGCCGAUAGUCCAGAAACUGAUAAUAGAGUCAUUAUUAGUAUGACCCAUAGCGAUGUCUUCAAGCCACAAGGUAUUUCAGCUACAAUCAAGCUUAAAACUGAAAAUGUUGCAUCAUCUCAAAUCAUUGGCCAUAGAGCUGUUAAUACUGGUAGCUCUCGUUACUUUAAUCUCAUUGAUUGGGAUGGCUCAAUUAGUGGUUUAAAAGUCCCAUCUUUAAUUGGUAGUCACGAUGCUUGGUGGAAUUUCGACUCUACUUGUAAAUACAACACUGAUUGGUAUUGCUAUGUUUGUGAAAAGGGUGAUAAAGAAAUUGCUAAUCUCCAAUUUUGGAUACCAAACUUUAUUGACCGUGACACUGAAUGGCCUGCUGAUUCAUAUGUCGGAAAUAUCUCAUUGUUUGGUAGUGGUAUUACCGAUAAAAGAAUGACUGCAGUUACCAAAAAUGCUGGUGUGACUGGUGUUUCAAAUAUGGGUUGGUAUUUACAUCUCACUACAGGAACUCCAUCACAAAUGACCAUUUGGGUUGCACAAGUAAUAUAUGGUAAUUAUGUAUUCUUAGCAAUUCCAUACCCAGCAGGAACCAGUUUCACAUCAAUUAUCUUCAAAAAUAAAUACGUUAACACUUAUGAUACUACAUAUACAGUAGCAAUCUCAGCAGCAGCAGUUAGAAGUGGUAAUGGAAAAACCUAUUUCUUUGACGGUACAAAUCUUUACUUAAAAGUAGUUAACCAUGCUCUAAAAGGUACCGAAUACUUUGAAAGAGCUGGAGUUCGUGUCUACGAUGUAGUUUGGGAAAAUACAAUUACUAUUCAAACAACAAAUACUCAAUCUGCUCCAGUUAAAGGUUUUUACAAAGUUUCAGAUUUUGUAUUACCAUCAUCUUCUCUUUAA